GCGUCGAUUGUCAUUGUCGUUAAUGUUAAGGUCGGUUAAAAUGGAGUGUGGUUUAAUGCUUGACAAUGUUGAGGUAUACGAAGAUUUACGAAAUCUUGGCUGUUGUCAGCGUUGUUGUUUGCGUUAUUUAGGAGAAAGGAACCCCCAGUCAUACAACUGUGUCAAAGAAACGUUAGUGAAGACAGGACUGCAGAACGACAACGAUUUUGACAAUGGUCCAGACCGAAAAUUUUUUAAGUGUAAUCCGUGCAUAGUUUGUCUUGGACUUAUGCAAGACGAAUUUUCUGCCGACGAUACUGUGCAGAAGAUUGUUGCUGGUGUUGAAAAAGCGUCAUACGACUGUGAUAUUUUUACUUGUGCAUUGUCACUACCUAUUACUUUUCAACUUAGAGCUCAUUCUCUGUGGUUGCAUUUGGCGGACAAGUUUCCUGUGCCUUUUGCUUUACGAGAACUUCAUCAAGAGAAGCAUGUGAUAUCCGUAAAAGAAGCUUGGAAAUGGACAUUUGCUCCGCUCAUAGCGAAAUCUAUAAAUAAAGAACUUGAUUCAGGAGUGAAAUCUAAUUUCUUUGUCGGUGUUAAUAUGGUUUACUCUGGUGAUGAAGAUGAAUGUUCUUGCUUAUUGGAGAUGCAUGCAGAUGUAUUUAAGAUCCGUAGAGCCCAGAAACGUAAAUAUCAUGGAAACCUAUACACACGGAAAGCAGUUGAGUUAGCACUGCAAACUACAGAGGCAGCUCAUUUCAAACAGUUCUUCCCAUCACCACCACCAGUACCAACUGCACCAGUUACUUUUGACAGCAUUACAUGCACACAUAAUUCAUUAUUCAUUGCAGGUCGCUACAACAAGUUUUCACGAACAUUGAGCCAGACACCCUGGGUUAUUGAUGGCGAAAGAAGAAUUAAAUCUUCAGUGCAAGAAAUCAUCUCUGAGAACCUUCAGGCUGCCAGUAAGGCAGAAGGAAUUAAGUUCUCAGCGUCAGGCCGUGAAGAUGUGGAUGUCAGGACACUGGGACGAGGGCGACCAUUUGUUUGUGAGUUAUUGAACCCUCACAGGGUGAAGUUCAUUGCAGAACAGGUGCACAGUUUGGAAUGUGACAUCAACAAGAGUAGCAAGGAAGUGGCUGUCCGUGACCUGCAGAUAGUUCAGAGAGAUGAGUUGGUGAACUUGAAAGCAGGCGAAGAGAAGAAAACUAAACGUUACAUGGCUCUGUGCAUCUGCUCUGAUCCAAUAGAAUCAAGAUCUUUGGCAGAACUUAGUAACAUUAAAGAUCUUACUUUGAGCCAAAAGACACCAAUCAGGGUACUACACCGACGACCACUAGCAACUCGCUCCAGAAUAGUUCAUUCCAUGAAAGCAUGGCUACUUGAGAACCAAACAAAACUCUGUAAGAAAGAAAAUGUGACCCUGUUCAAAUUGGACAUCAAGGCCCAAGCUGGAACUUACAUCAAGGAAUUUGUGCAUGGAGAUUUUGGCCGAACACAGCCAAGCCUUGGCCAGCUACUUGGGGGAGUUUAUGUAGAUAUAUUGGCAUUAGAUGUACAGGACAUAGAACUUGACUGGCCACCAGCUAUAGACUAUGCUCAAGGAUGACUAAACAAGAUGGAGCUGCUCAGUGAAGUACAUGAUAGAGCCAAGGGGGACAGGAAGAAAUGCCACAAAGCAGUAUAGGUGCUUGCGAGUCAUACAAAAAUAAAUUAGGAGAUAUUUACACUCAUCACUGUAGAUAUCCUCUGCUUCUUUAAGAGAGAGUGAGCAUGUUAGCUGAAACAAGAACAUGUUUCAUGUAUACAUAGUAGGGACCUGGCAUGUGUCAUUGCCAGGUCACUGAGUAUGUUGAUUAAGGGUCAGUGCCUUUCCUCAGUCCAUCAGGUGACUGUUGAUAUAUUAUCUUUAAAAUAGACCACAACUUGUUCCAUUCAAUUCUUUCCAUUUUACUGUAUGAAACAAUCAUCUGACUGUACUUAAUAUCAUAUAAGCUGAUGAAGAAAGCAGUCUUCUGGGAUUUGGCACCGUGUAUAUGUGGUGUUAACCGACGUUUCGGAGGAACGUAUC
Cryptotermes secundus is the source of this 2050-nucleotide messenger RNA. It is a transcript of the gene Pus10, whose product is annotated as putative tRNA pseudouridine synthase Pus10. The transcript has 9 exons. Lineage: Eukaryota; Metazoa; Arthropoda; Insecta; Blattodea; Kalotermitidae. Gene Ontology annotation, biological process: tRNA pseudouridine synthesis. The coding region runs from base 23 to 1588 and encodes 521 amino acids. The record is from RefSeq and is a predicted model, not a curated record. Gene Ontology annotation, molecular function: RNA binding; pseudouridine synthase activity.